GCGCUCCCUCCACCAGACGUCGACACACCUGGCGGGUCCACACUAGGUCACAAAACACCCUUGUGAGCUGCCACUCCUGACGCCCGGCGGAGGGCACGGGGCGGCCUCGGCACGCGGAGAGGGCGGCCAUGGCCAACGGAGGCCUUGAUGGGCGGAGCCAGGGCCCGCGGCCACAGUCCUCCACCUUCCCGGCCGGCCCUGCGCCGCUGGCCCCGCCCCUGCCCCCCGCGCAGCGCUGCGCGGCCGCUCAUUGGCUACUUAGGACGGAAGCUCGGUGGGUGUUUCUCCAGAAGUUUCCCCCUGGGCGGCGGCGGUCGGUUCUGGAGCCGCGGUAGCCACGGUGACUACCAGGGAUGGCGGCAGCUGCAGGAGGACCUGCAAUACCCCAGACCAGGUUUCCCCAGACCUUCCCAGAUGCUCUGGUGGAUAAGGACCCCCAGGCGGCGUUAGAGGAGCUGACAAAGGCGUUGGAGCAGAAACCGGAUGAUGCACAGUAUUAUUGUCAAAGAGCUUAUUGUUACAUUCUUCUUGGGAAUUACUGUGAUGCUGUAGCUGAUGCAAAGAAAUCUCUCAGACUUGAUCCCAAUAAUUCCACUGCUCUGCUGAGAAAAGGGAUAUGUGAAUACCAUGAGAAAAAUUAUGCCGCUGCUUUAGAGACUUUUGCAGAAGGUCAGAAGUUACAUAGUGCAGAUGCUGAUUUCAUUGUCUGGAUUAAAAGGUGUGAAGAAGCUCAGAAUGGAUCAGAAUCUGAGGUGUCUGCAUCCCAGCGGACUCAGUCAAAAAUCAAGUAUGACUGGUAUCAAACAGAAUCUCAAGUAAUCAUUACACUUAUGAUCAAGAAUGUUCAGAAGAAUGAUGUAAAUGUGGAAUUUUCAGAAAAAGAGUUGUCUGCUUUGGUGAAACUUCCUUCUGGAGAGGAUUACAGUUUGAAACUGAGGCUUUUUCAUUCUAUAAUUCCAGAACAGAGCACAUUUAAAGUACUUUCAACAAAGAUUGAAAUUAAAAUGAAAAAACCAGAAGCUGUGAGAUGGGAAAAAUUAGAGGGGCAAGGAGAUACUCCUCAACCAAAACAAUUCAUAGCAGAUGUAAAGAACCUAUAUCCAUCAUCAUCUCAUUAUACAAGAAACUGGGAUAAAUUGGUUGGUGAGAUCAAAGAAGAGGAGAAGAAUGAGAAGUUGGAAGGAGAUGCAGCUUUAAACAAAUUAUUUCAGCAGAUUUAUUCAGAUGGUUCUGAUGAAGUGAAACGUGCCAUGAACAAAUCAUUUAUGGAGUCGGGUGGUACAGUUUUGAGUACCAAUUGGUCUGAUGUAGGUAAAAGAAAAGUUGAAAUCAAUCCUCCUGAUGAUAUGGAAUGGAAAAAAUACUAAAUAAAUGAACUUGACAACA
This is a messenger RNA of Ochotona curzoniae (black-lipped pika), 1386 nucleotides long. RefSeq names its product SGT1 homolog, MIS12 kinetochore complex assembly cochaperone (gene SUGT1). Bases 354 to 1367 code for a protein of 337 amino acids. Lineage: Eukaryota; Metazoa; Chordata; Mammalia; Lagomorpha; Ochotonidae. The record is from RefSeq and is a predicted model, not a curated record. The transcript is spliced from 13 exons. Gene Ontology annotation, molecular function: protein-folding chaperone binding. Gene Ontology annotation, biological process: protein stabilization.